GACAGUGGAGAGAAGAAGAGAAGGGAUUUGUGUUCGCAUCUCUAUGCCAGUCUCCUUUGUUCCUAUCUGAGGUGAACUGAGCUGCUGUACCGAUUACUUACACCCUGUGUUUCUCCUCGUGUCCAGCUGAGUUGAUGAAUGCAGUCCAUGGCCAGUUCAACAUGGGUCUUUUAUAACGGAACGGGGCUCAGCAGGCAUGGAGCCUCUCAGCCCGCAAGUGCUGGUGGUUGUAGCAGGAAGUUUCCUGAGCUUCCAGUGGCUCUUCCACAGAGGAAGCCCUUGGGUGUCUCAGCACCUCUGCGGGGGCUUCCUCAGGCUCAGCCCUACACAAAGGACGGAGUGGAACUCCAGAGCCGUCUCUACAGUGCACGCCUUGGUUGUGGGGCUUUUCUGCCUUUACAUAUACAUCUUUGAUGAACCCAUCCAGAAAGAUCCUGUCUGGGGGGACGCCACACUGGUGAAACUAAAUGUGGCUGUUACUUCAGGCUAUCUCAUCUCAGAUCUCCUGCUCAUGUUCACUUCAUGGGAGUCAAUUGGAGAGAAAUACUUUGUCAUUCAUCAUUUCGCUGCCCUCUAUGCAUACUAUUAUGUGCUGAGUCAAGGGAUUUUGCCUUACUUUGCAAAUUUUCGGCUGCUAUCUGAAUUCUCCACCCCUUUUGUGAACCAGCGUUGGUUUUUUCACAUGUUAGGCUACCACAAACUUUCUAAACCAAGUCUGCUUAAUGGUGUCGCAAUGGCGUUUACCUUCUUCUUGGUGAGGAUCGCUGUCAUUCCAGGCUACUACAGCCAUAUGUACUCAGUCUUCGGCACAGAUGACUUCUAUCGGCUACCUAUUGGUGCCCGCUGUGCCUGGGUCAUUUCCAGCGUGUCUUUGGAUGUCAUGAACAUCAUGUGGAUGCGCAGAAUCAUCCGUGGGUGUCUGAAAGUCCUUCGCUCGGCCUGGACACGACCAGCAGGAACUGAGAUGGAAACUAGAAAGACAGACUGACAUGGAGAAACAGACAGAAACAACACAUCAGCACACAAAUUGUCCAUCUUGUAUCAUGAUACUGGAGUGCAAAUGUCAUAUGCGUUACUCCCGCUGCUGUACUUUUGAGUUUUUAAACCGACCAAUCAACUGCGUGGAAAGCCAGUCGUUGAGUUAAUAAUGACUUAUAUGAUGUCAUUUUCAAAUCAGUCAGUCACAGGCACUUAUUUUAAGAAAUCAGGUGAUUAAGAGGCAUGAGACUGAUCACAAUGUACAAUCAGGACAUAAGUUGUGGUUGCACUAUUUAUUAUUAAGCUGCUAUUAAGAUCAACCAACUUGCCUUUUUGAAUGCAAUCAACAAAGCAACAGCACAUCUGAAAGUUCACAAAGAUGCACAGCGUGUGCCUGUAGGCCAUGAUAGAUGAUUUUUGAUUACAAUAUGGAUAGGGUUAUGUAAACGGUGAAGUGUAAUGGCUUUAGCGGAAAUGUGGUUUGAGCAUAUAUAGGUGAAAGAUCCUGUAGGACAGGAUAUUGUACUCAAGAAACUAUGCAUGUCUACAAUUACUGUAUAUAUAUAGAGAGAAGACUAUAAAUAGGGAGUAUUAUGUGUGGAAUGAAAAGCAUAUCAGGUGACAGUGUUAUAUGUGUUUCUGAAAAUCUAUAACUUAAUGGCACAGCUGCGUGUAAGCCUUUUGCUUGUAUAGUACUUGCUAUGUGUGGUUUGAUGGUUGGUUUUGGACUAAUGACAAUAAUUACAGUAUUUAAGCUUCAGUGGGGUAAGGCAUUUCAGGUUAUUUAUCAUUAUUUACUUCACUGUUAUGGAAUUAAGCAAUGAUAUGAAUGUUGACAAAGGUGUAUAUGAGCUAUUGAAUGGAUUUCUACAAAUACUGUGAUGCUGAAACUGCUCAUGUUUCGUGUGUUUCUGUGGUGUGGCGAUGUUUUAAUCUGAAAUUAAACAGAUCGGUUUUAAUUAAAGUUGGUGUUAAAGGAUAAACAAAUAUUUAACGACAAUUUUGUUAGUUUAAGGUAUUUCGACAGCUGACGACAAAGAAAAUAGUAUAAUCUGUCUUUAACAUGCAUCAUGCUCUUUAUCAAGGGCUUUAAAAUAAAUCGUACGAUACACAUCGUGUUACAGUUUAAAGUGGUUUGCCCCACCAGGUUGUAAGUUAUUUUAAAAUGUGGUGUUUUCCCGAGUUCAUAACUUACAUUUCACAUGUAUAUUCUCCUAUCUGUAAAUGUUAGAAGGUCAUGAAAACGUCUCUCAGGUGUGCAGUCUUUCCGUUAAACUUCGGAAAAGAUGCGCACCGUGCGCAUGCGCGUCAACACUGCUAUUACUUCAAUUGGUAUAUAUAUAUAUAUAUAUAUUUUAUUUAUU
Messenger RNA from Danio aesculapii, 2342 nucleotides. RefSeq names its product Transmembrane protein 56-B-like. Gene Ontology annotation, biological process: lipid homeostasis. Gene Ontology annotation, cellular component: membrane; endoplasmic reticulum. The transcript is spliced from 7 exons. The coding region runs from base 197 to 988 and encodes 263 amino acids. The record is from RefSeq and is a predicted model, not a curated record. Lineage: Eukaryota; Metazoa; Chordata; Actinopteri; Cypriniformes; Danionidae.